CAUUAUAUACAAUUGGUUGACCCUCGGUGGAGACGAAGAGGUGUUCGGGGUCCCGUCGAGUCAAGUCAUUCCGCGACAAUUUACCUGUUCUGAUAUGCUGUUGAGAUGUGUGCUCCAGAUUCCCUAUCGAUCUACCAUCACUCGUCUCGUCCGAGACACCUCGCGCAAAAUGUCAACUGCAGAUUCUCUUAGCGCCGAAAUCAAAAAGCAAACUGCAAUUCUGAACGAACUGCGCCUUCAAAACAACGAUCCCGUCAGGUUGGACGCUACGAAGAAGGAACUGGGUGAACUAAAACGGAGACUGGCCGCGACCGCUAGAGCUACUGACUCCGCCGUGAAUGGAGCGACUGCGGUAUCGGGCGACAAAGACGAUGCUAAGAAGCGGGAACGGCUUCUGCUUAAAACUGCCAAGGGAACAAGGGACUAUGGGCCUGCGGAGACGUACUGUCGCGACCAUAUCGAGAGAAUAGUGAAGGACGUGUUUAUGACAUAUGGGGGGAGCUCUCUGGAUACCCCCGUGUUUGAGAGGAAGGAUGUUCUAGCUGGAAAGUAUGGCGAGGACCAGAAACUUAUUUUCGACCUGAUGGAUGAGGGCGGGGAGCAGUUGGCGUUGAGAUACGACCACACAGUUCCGCUUGCAAGAUAUAUCGCCAUGUCUGGGGCAACGAUUCAGGGCAAGAUCUGGCAGGUUGGCAAGGUGUAUAGGCGGGAUAGUCCAGUUAUGUCCAAGGGCCGGAUGCGGGAAUUCAUGCAGGCCGAUUUGGAUAUCGUUGGCGUCUGGGAUCCUAUGAUACCGGACGCAGAGAUAGUCAGCUUGCUCUGUACUAUUCUCUCCAAACUCGAGGUUGGUGAAUUUACCAUCAAGAUCAAUCAUCGCAAGAUUUUGGACGGUAUAUUCGAGGUGUGCGGCGUGCCUCCAGAGAAGAUACGGUCAAUCUCCUCUGCUGUAGAUAAACUGGACAAGGUCCCGUGGUCGGAUGUGAAGAAGGAAAUGACAGAAGAAAAGGGUUUGAGCCCCGAAGUAGCCGAUAAAAUAGGUGAAUACGUCAAGCACAAAGGUGGACCAGCCCUCCUUGAACAACUCAAAGCCGACGAAAUUUUGAUGUCUAAUCCAAGCGCCAAACAGGGUGUGCAGGACAUGGAGCUGCUCUUUGCGCUUCUCAAAGCUUACAAUAAUGUAAUCGACAGAAUCUCGUUUGACAUGUCGCUGGCUCGAGGCCUCGACUAUUAUACCGGAAUAAUCUAUGAAGCCAUCGUAGAAGCGUCGGCCCCUCCGGGCUUCAGUUCUGCAAAUGCGGUUGUCUCUCCAGUUACAGACGGAGCACUGGCGCCGGCGCCACCGAAGAAGAAGUUCAAAAAGUCCAAGACCGAAACCCUCGAGGAAGAGGAAGAAGUCGACGAAUCUCAAGUGGGCGUUGGGUCGAUUGCAGCUGGGGGACGCUACGACAAUCUCGUUGGCUUGUUUACAUCAGCGGCUGCUGGUGAAGGGAAGAAAGGCGCCUCAUUACCUUGCAUUGGCGUUAGCAUCGGCAUGGACCGGAUAUUCGCCAUUAUUUGGCCGAAAUGGGUGGAGAAGGGGAUGCGCAGUAAAGAAACGAUGGUGUAUGUUAUGGCCGCUGGCGAUGGGCUACUCGAGGAGCGCAUUAGGCUUGUUCAAGAAUUGAGAGAAGCCGGUAUAAAAACGGAUUUCCUCGCCAAGAGGAAACCGAAAUUACCGGCCCAAUUUUCCGCGGCUGAGAAGGACGAAGUCCCGUUUGACAUUAUCCUUGGAGCUGACGAGCUUAAAGAAGGUCUGGUGACUGUCAAAGAACAGAAGUGGGAGUUCGUCGACGGCAAGAAGGCGAAGGUGCAGUCCACGGAACAGGGUAUCAAGGUCAGGCGGGAGGAACUGGUUUCCUGGCUUAAGAACACUCCUACAUAUCUUAACUGGUCGAGCGGAAGACUGAUUUAGAAUCCCCUGUAAUACCCCAGUGGUACAGUCGAAAAGAUUAUAAUAAAUUUUGAUCAGGUACCACAUAUCAUUCACCACCAACAAGAUUGCAUGCUAAUAGUGG
Molecule: messenger RNA, 2054 nt
Organism: Pisolithus orientalis
Lineage: Eukaryota; Fungi; Basidiomycota; Agaricomycetes; Boletales; Pisolithaceae
Exons: 8
Coding region: 95-1951 (618 amino acids)
Biological process (GO): mitochondrial translation
Cellular component (GO): mitochondrion
Source: RefSeq, a predicted model, not a curated record